AUGCAUAAGUAUCAGCCGAUAGAUGUGAUUCAAACUGGUUCUUUUAGCACGGUAUACCGUGCUUACGAUUCCAAGACUGGUAGUUAUGUUGCCAUGAAAGUUGUUUCUAAGCCAGCUGAUCCAGUUAAACUAGAAGCAAUUAGUAAAUUGGUAAGGAAUGAGUACAGAGUGCUCAAGAAAUUGGGCAAUAGACAUCCUAAUAUCUGCGCUAUGCUUGAUUUCUAUCAGGAUCAUGAAAAAUUCGUAUUCGUGUUAGAAUACUGCCAUAAUGGUGAUUUAUAUGACUAUAUGAAGCGAAUUAAGGAAUCAGGAGGUACUGAUAAAAAUUCAAAAAAUGCUCGAAAUAGCAAAUCUUCAUCUAAAAGCCCACCCAAAUUACAUUUUCACUCGCUGAUGUUUCAACUUUGCUCAGCGUUGAAAUACUGUCAUACAUUAGGUAUCGCCCAUAGAGACUUCAAACCUGAGAAUAUUUUGGUCACCAACACGGGAAAAAUCAAAUUAACUGAUUUUGGACUAUCGUACUUUGGCGAAGUCGCCUCGGAUCACGGUAUCGGAACGGAAAAAUACUUGGCUCCUGAGACUUUCUCACAUAAUGAUACUUAUAACACUUACAGUGCGGAUUUAUGGUCUCUAGGUAUUUCAGUACUGUAUAUCGUUUUCGGUUCUUGUCCGUUCAAAUCUGCCAACAUCGAUUCUCCUACCAAGAAUACCAACUUCAUUGUCUUCAAUGAUAAUCCUGUGAAAUUUGUUAAACAGUAUUACCUACCGAAUCUCUUAGAGGGCUCUAAUCGUUCCAAUAAUUGCUCGGAGUCAAGCAGGCAUGCCAUUGUAGGCAGCCAGGAUUAUUGGCUUGAAUUGGUACCUAAUCUAUCUCAUCCAGAACAUCUUCUGCUACUUAUUUCUCGUUUGGUGAUAGCUCAUCUUCUUUGUCCACCAACUCACCGUAAUAUUGAUACGUUUUAUGCUAACAUAGAUUAUUUCACCAACGAUGUUCAGAUGAUCAAAUGCUGCCCGGAAAUCACCCCUCCACUCUCUUCAUCAUCAUCAUCUUCAUCGGCAUCAUUAUCGGCACAAAAAUAUAACCAAAAGCAAUGUGCAACGUACCCUCCAUCACCAGCAUCAUUAAAAUCUACAUCUUUCUCAUUUUUAAAUUUUGAACCUGCAGCUGAGAGUAUUUCAUUUGAGGACUGGAUCCCAAGAGAUAACUCCAGAAAUUCGUGGACCUAUGACUGGGAUGCAAACACUACUUGGCCAAUUGACAGUGAAUCAUUUGCCGUAUUAUCAAGUAACAGUGUGUAA
Messenger RNA from Kluyveromyces lactis, 1299 nucleotides. RefSeq names its product protein kinase FMP48 (gene FMP48). Bases 1 to 1299 code for a protein of 432 amino acids. The transcript has a single exon. Gene Ontology annotation, molecular function: protein serine/threonine kinase activity; ATP binding. Lineage: Eukaryota; Fungi; Ascomycota; Saccharomycetes; Saccharomycetales; Saccharomycetaceae. Gene Ontology annotation, biological process: autophagy; peptidyl-serine phosphorylation; autophagosome organization. Gene Ontology annotation, cellular component: cytoplasm; autophagosome. The record is from RefSeq and is a predicted model, not a curated record.